Molecule: messenger RNA, 1122 nt
Organism: Diutina rugosa
Lineage: Eukaryota; Fungi; Ascomycota; Pichiomycetes; Serinales; Debaryomycetaceae
Gene: SEC20
Product: Sec20p
Exons: 1
Coding region: 1-1122 (373 amino acids)
Biological process (GO): retrograde vesicle-mediated transport, Golgi to endoplasmic reticulum
Cellular component (GO): SNARE complex; endoplasmic reticulum
Molecular function (GO): SNAP receptor activity
Source: RefSeq, a predicted model, not a curated record
AUGGAUAGCAAGUUUGAUAAUCUACGUACCCAGAUCUAUGAUGAGCUUGUCGACGGUGGCGACCAGACAUUGGUGGAAAGCUUGUUAGUCGAGUAUAAGGAGCUUCUCGUGGUGGCGCGGAUCAAGUACCCGGAGGCGUACCCGCUGUACCAGCUAAAGUUUAACGGGGUCCAAAACAAAGUGCGCCAGUACCAGAUCAAACAAAAUAUUGCUGUCAAUGAACGGACCCAGGAACAGAGACUUGAAAAAUACUAUAUUGUUCCAGAAGCAUCGCUGUCGAUGCUGGCGGAAGAAGCCAGAGAGGCCCUCUUUGCUGGAUACGCGCGUUCGUCUAAGAACCAAGAAGACAAGCUGACGAAACAACAAGUGUUGCUGACGAACAAGAAGAUUACCCAAUCGCUUCAGCAGACGCGACAGCUCAUGACGUCGCUGAUUUUGCAGACGGAAUUGAACAUAGACUCGUUGGAUCAGCAGACGAAAGACCUCAAAUCGUUGAACGAAAGCUACAUGAAGUUCUCCGAUAUUUUAUCAGUUUCCGAUCUGGUGGUUAAGUUUAUUCAAAAGCAGGAUAGAGAGGACCAGCGGCGCAUCCGGUAUGCGUUGAUCUUCUUGGGGUUAUGUGUGUUUAGAGUGUUUUGGCGACGUGCCCUACUGUUACCCAUCAGAAUGUUGCUUUGGUGGUUCUUACGGUUAUUCCGAGUAUUUGGGUGGAUUUUUGGCAAAGUGUUCUUUAAGAGCUCGAGUGCCGUGACUUCAUCAGGUGGUAUAUCCUACGAGACGGUAUCGGCUUUAAUGACCCAAGUGGAGAGUUCGAUGGAUCCCAGCUCUAUUUCAUCACUGCUUGAUGAUAUAUUGGCAUCGGUUAAGCUGGGAGUGGAAGUGGCAGAGUCGAUUGUCAGUGCUGCCGUUCUGGAUCAGGCCGAUAUACUAAGCGAUGCCGUGUCCACCGUGGUCAGUGCCGCCGAGUCAAUUGCUACUGCCAGUAGCUCAAUCGUGAGCUCUGUUGUGAGCGCAGAAUCCCCGAUACAGAGUUCUUCAUCCAUUGAAGCUGUUUCCAGCAUUAUUAGUUCGUCCACUGGGGUAACCAUUGAAGCCGCGAUGGAGAUCCUCGAUGAGCUAUAG